Ostrea edulis (European flat oyster) is the source of this 2975-nucleotide messenger RNA. Its product is annotated as heat shock 70 kDa protein 12A-like. Gene Ontology annotation, molecular function: ATP binding; ATP-dependent protein folding chaperone. The coding region runs from base 156 to 1961 and encodes 601 amino acids. NCBI's taxonomy places the organism in Eukaryota, Metazoa, Mollusca, Bivalvia, Ostreida, Ostreidae. The record is from RefSeq and is a predicted model, not a curated record. The transcript is spliced from 5 exons.
UGUUCCGUAAUUACGACUUCGACUUCCUGUGGUAUCGUACCGUAUAUUUGUGAUGGUAGUGCUGGAUAAAAUUAUUGUUAAGUAAUGGGAAUUUCCGCUGGAUGAUUGCAAAAUAUUAAGACAUCAGGAUAUGUUUUUAAUAAUUGAAGACGAUAAUGGCGGACAACAAAAGGGAGGCCAUAAAAUCAAAAUGUACCAGAUUGGCAGUCGCAGCGAUUGAUUUUGGAACGACAUAUUCAGGAUAUGCAUUUUCGUGGAAACAUGAAUGGGGAAAAGUACAAGUUAACGAGUGGAACAGUGGUGAAUUUUUAUCAAGCAAGGCUCCGACGGCAAUCCUCCUAAAACCAGACAAAUCAUUUUACGCUUUCGGAUUUGAUGCAGAGACAAUAUUCACAAAUAUGGCAGAAAGAGAUUCUGACUCAGAAGAUGACGAAGAGGAAGGACCGAAAGAAAACUGCGAAGACUGUUAUUACUUUCACAGGUUCAAAAUGCUGCUACAUAGGGAUGAAAGAUUACAUCGUAACACUGAGAUAGAAGAUAUAACUGGGAAAAAGAUGAAUGCUAUGGACAUAUUUUCUAUGUCUAUUAAACAUUUGAAGAAUUCUAUGAUGGACAUGAUGAAUAAGAAAAUUGCCUUUAAAAUCUUAGAAAAAGACAUCGACUAUGUAUUGACAGUGCCAGCAAUUUGGGGAGAUGCAGCGAAAAUGUUCAUGCGAGAAGCUGCAGUUAAUGCUGGAAUACUAAGUGACCAACUAACCAUCGCUUUAGAACCAGAGGCAGCCUCCAUUUACUGUCAGUAUAUGUACCUGGAGCAAGAGUAUGACAAAGAUCCUGAUAGUACAUUCCAAAAGCAGGUGAAAGAAAAAUCCAAAUACAUGGUUGUAGACCUUGGAGGCGGUACUGCUGACAUCACCGUUCACAAACAAGCAGACGAUGGAACAUUAGAGGAGUUGCUUCCCGCCACUGGAGGACCAUUAGGAGGAACGUCUGUAGAUGACGAGUAUGCAGAUUUCUUGGAAACAAUCGGUGGAAAGGGAGUGUUAAAAAAGUUUAAAGAACGUUGUAUGGAAGAUCAUUUAAGUAUAUUCAGAGACUUUGAAACAGCAAAGCGUGCCUACACUGGGACGAAGGUUAGGAUUAAAAUACCAGUCCAUUUUGAUAGGCUUAUUAAAGAAAAUAAAACCAAGGGAAGUAUAAGCAAAGCGCUUCGAAACUCACAAUACAAAGACCAAGUUACCUAUAUGAAUAAUAAACUUGCCUUGGAACCUUCAGUAUUUGAAGAUUUGUUCAAGAAAGCCGUAGAUGGGAUUUCAAACUUUAUCGAAAAUAUUUUAGCUAGGAAAUCUUUUGAGGAUGUGAAGACCAUCAUCAUGGUUGGAGGCUUUUCAGAGUGUAGCCUUAUUCAAAAUGCAAUCAAGACAAAAUUUUCAUCAUACCGAAUCAUUACACCCACCGAGGCUGGGCUUGCUGUUAUUAAAGGUGCCGUCUAUUUUGGACAUGUGCCAAAUGCCAUAUCAAGGCGUGUCUCGCGAUAUACGUAUGGAAUCCAAAGCUGGCCAGAAUAUACACCAGAGAUAGAUCCACCAAGUAAGAAAAUUAACGUAAAUGGAUCAAUCCGAUGCAAAGAUGUUUUCUUUCCUGUUGUUCGGCGCGGAGAACAAAUUCCUGUAGGUUUCAGAAAAUCUCAAGUUUUUCAGUCUUUAAAACCCCAUCAAAGUGAAAUGGAAUGUGCAAUUUAUGUUUCGGAUCAAGAAAAUCCUCGAUUUGUUGAUGAUGAAAAUUGUAGACAAUUGGGUAUAUUGAAAGUACCAUUACCACGCGGAUUUGGUUCUGCGGAAAUAGAAGAAACAAUUAUAUUUGGUGAAACGGAAAUAGAAUUUGCUGCACAACAGAUUGGGUCUGGUAAAGUACUGGAGACAUCAUUUGAUAUGUUGGACUUUGAAAAUCUCCCCGAGUCUUAAUUCCUGUACUCUCACGGAAUUGUGAAUGAUUUAUAUAACAAGGCUAAGUGAACAAAAUUCUGAUUUAUAUGACUGCCUCCAAAUGUGAUUGUGCAAAUGUGUUCAAGACGCAAAUUCAGCACUGUGUUGGUGUCUUACGAUGACAUAUUGAACGAAUAUAUCUCAAGUACAUAUGUACUUCAUAUGCACACUUGUACUAUUUUUAUGAACUUAAAAGUUCUUUGAAUUCAUACAAAGUAUUAUUAAUGCGAGUCGAGCAUUGUUUUCAUGUUGUAAUUCUAGGACAGUGCUCAGUACAGUUAAGCGCCAUAUAUAUACUGAUCAGAAAACCUUUCCGAGAAACCAAAAUAGUGUAUACUUUAUAGUUACGUACAAAGAAGCUCCCCCGGUCGCUUCAUCGUAUGGUACAGGCUUUCUUUCGCAAUACCAAAUGCUUAAGAUAUCUAUCAUUAAUAAGGAAACGUGUGAGGUGAAGUCCAUAGCUUUUAAUCAAAUUUUACUUGAUUAGUAAAUAUCGUGAAAUUAAUUAAAAACACACUUUCGUUUCUAUGAAUUACCCUGAAUAGCAGACAAAAGAGCAAAGUGGUAAACACGCUUUGGCGGAUCUAAGCCAGAGCAAUGUUUUUUCCCAAAACAAUAUGAAGUAAAUUCGUAAAUUUAUUGUGGUCAUGUAAUAUCUUAAUAAUUUAUAAUUAGAUUUUGCUUGCUUAGUAAUUAAGGUAUCACACUACAUGACAAUUUAUACAUUUUAUGACACAACGUCACAAGAUAUGGAGAUUCAAAUGAUUUGUGAAAUUACUUGUAUCGGUCGAUUUGUAAGUAUAUCAACGUUGCUCAACAGAUAAGGUCUAGAGUUGCAGAACCACAGAUUCCACCAGUGUUAUUUGUGUUAUUUAUUGAAAUAAGUUUUUCAAAAUCAUAUUUGUUUCUCCAAAAUUGCAUAUGGUUUCCCUUUUUGACAUUAUGUACCUAUACAUAUCAUUGCAUCUUUCAUGAUUAAAUCAGAGUCGUUCA